Molecule: messenger RNA, 4056 nt
Organism: Acanthoscelides obtectus
Lineage: Eukaryota; Metazoa; Arthropoda; Insecta; Coleoptera; Chrysomelidae
Source: the annotation of a GenBank genome assembly
AUGAGCUUGAAGGUCAUAGUCAAGGUCAAGUUUAAGGUUUUAAACUAUCCAUUAGGAUCGUGGUCGAGGUCAUGGCCAAAAAUAUAUUUUAACGUAAAACUUCCCAUUCAUUACAUUUUCGGUGUCUUUAGAAAAAACUGUCUUGAUCUUGAAUGUCGGAAUCAAGGUCACAUCAACAUCACCUACAGAAGCUCCUUUUGGAACAUCGUGGAUUGGUGUUGGCCCCAACAUUUAUUCUGUUACCUCCUCUCCUGCACGAUCAAUUUGAUCCGCAGAUCUGCCGAUGACAGCACUGUGCAUGCAGCCAUUCUGUGUGACAAGCCGAUAUCUUCCGGACGUAAACCCACUUCACUCUCGGAAUGUCCGGGUGGAGGGUGGGCUCGAGGGAAAAACAUCGAAGAUAAAAUUUGUUUUUCGAACAUCUGCGGGAUUAACAGCAACAUUGAUGCUGUUCAUCACUACUUGCAAUCCAAUCGUCCCGCCGUGCUUUUCUUGGCGGAGACAAAAAUCUCCAAGACUGCACCGAUUAACCAUCUCAACUUCCUGAACUACGAGAACGGGGGAGUUGUGGCUUUUGUCCGCAGCAGUCUUUCCUGCUCCAGGGAUCUGUCUUUGGAAUCAGACCGGAAGGACAUUCUGUGGCUUCGCCUCAACUCCAAAACUUCACCCAAAUUUAUUUGCUGCCUUUAUCGCUCUCCCUCGAACCAUAACUGGGAUGUCCUACUCGAAUACCUCGCCGUCCAGAUCGACUUCCUGAACAUCAAUCACCCCGCUUCAGAGGUAGUUCUUCUCGCAGGUCGUGCAGUCGAAGCGUUCGCUCUUACUCAAGGGCUGACCCAGCUGGUGACGAGCCCUACUUUUUUCCCCGCCCUGCUGGAUCUCUUUCUGACCACGCAUCCUGUCCCUUACAGCACUGCUGUUAGGUUUCGGUCAGAAGCUGCUGGGCUCAGAGACUUCUUCUGUAGCUUUCCUUGGAGAGAUGCUCGCCAGCAGACGAUCAAGGCACACAGAACCUACUUACAAAACCCCACUGUAGAGAACAGACCAGCCGACGUCGAGUCCAGAAACAAAUAUAACGAAGCGGUUCGCAAUGCCAAAAACCAGCACGAUAUAAAAGUUAGGCACAGGGUAAUGUCGCAGCGCAAUGACAGUCGGUCUUUCUGGACGCUGGCCAAGCAGAAUGUAAAGAACUUCCCACACAGUAGCCUUCCACCACUUACGUGUCAGGAUGGAACUAUUGUAUUCGACUCAAAGACCAAGGCGGAAGUGCUAGCCAAGAUCUUUGCUGCCAACUCCACCAUGGACGUCCCCACCAACGCCAUCGUAAGACGAGUGCUCUUGUCGCUCGACAUCAACAAAGAUUCUGGUCCGGACUUGAUUCCUGCCACUGUACUGAAGAGAUAUGCAGCGGAGCUUGCUCCAGUUCUUUCGCGUCUCUUCCAGAGAUCUUAUGAAUCCGGCACCUUCCCAGAAAACUGGAAAUUUGCUCAUGUUCAGCAAAAGGCCGACCCUUACAACUACAGGCCUAUAGCUCUGCUUUCUGUUAUAAGUAAAGUGAUGGAGAGGUGCAUAAAUCGCGAGCUUCUGGACUAUCUCGAACGUCACAGCUUAAUUAGCGACAGGCAGUACGGUUUCCGGCACCAACGAUCCACAGGGGACCUCCUAGCUUACGUCACGCUGUUGUGGAGUAAACUCAUCCAGUCUCAUGGUGAGGCUCAUGUCGUUGCUCUUGACAUCACGAAAGCGUUCGAUCAGCUGUGGCACGCUGCCCUCUUAAGCAAACUUCCAUCGUAUGGCCACCCAGAACAGAUUUGCAGAUGUGUGGCUGACUUUAUCUCUGGCCGCAAGACAUCCGUCGUACUUGACGGAUUCUCCUCUUCAUCCCACAACGUCAACGCGGGUGUUCCCCAGGGAUCGAUCUUGGCUCCGACAUUGUUUCUCUUACAUAUCAACGACCUCCUUUCCUGCACGAUCAACCCAAUCCACAGGUUCGCCGAUGACAGCACUCUACAUGCAGGAAUUCAGAGUGACAGGCCGAUCUCCGCCGCCAAGCUGGAAAAAAGAAGACUAGCGACGACUUCUUCUCUGACAAGAGACCUGGAGGCUAUCACUGCUUGGGGACGCAACAAUCUUGUACAGUUCAAUGCUUCCAAAACACAGUACUGUACUUUGACGAACAAAAAGCGUCCUAGCGCUCAUACAGUUUCGAUUGACGGCCGAGUUCUACCAAAGAGCCAUUCAUUUCGGCUGGUUGGAGUCCAGAUCACCGAGGACCUGAUCUGGCACGAACACAUUUCGUCAAUAGCUGCAGAUUCUGGAAAAAAGCUAGGCUAUUUGUUUAGGGCUAAGAAGUACUUUUCUCCGCAUGACCUUCUCACUCUAUACAAGGUCCAGAUAAGGCCUAGCCUCGAGUAUUGCUCACACAUUUGGGGUGCUGCCGCCCCGACUACAUUGUCCAUGCUCGAUGCUGUCCAGAGGAGGGCGGUCCGACUGAUCGAUGACUCUUCUCUAACAGAUAGUCUCGGGACUCUUUCGCACCGGCGGGCUGUCGGCGAUCCAGCUCUUUUACUACCACAGACCCGCCUGACUUCGGCGUCCCAUCCUAACCGUGUCAAACUUCGUACAUCCAGAACUGGCCGAUACGACCGCUCCUUUGUCCCGAGAGUGUCUAAAUUGUGGAACAAUCGACAAGAGGAAGCUUUUCCCAGUUCUACUAACCUUAGGCAGUUCAAAAAUCGUAUUAACAAAAUUUCUUUGGGAUCAUCAUACCAGCCGCGAAAAAUGGAACUCAACCGAGAACAUUUUCGCGCCAUAAUUUAUUACAUCUUUCAGAGACAAUUAUCGCAUCACGAAUGCCUUGCUGAGUUACUGUCUGUUUUCGACAACGAAGCGCCACAUCAUCUUAGCGACGAUCCCAGGGUGGGUGCACCAAAAACGGCAGUCACCCAGGAAAACGUCGAUGCUGUGCGCAAACUCAUCAUUGAAGAUAAACAUGUGACAUAUCGCGAGAUUGAAGCGUCCUUGACGAUCUCAAAGACCUCAAUUCAAAAAAUUUUACAUGAAGAAUUAGGAGUAAGAAAAUUAGUUUCUCGUUGGAUACCCCACCUCUUCACUGAAGAGCAGAAAGCAACCAGGGUUAAUUGGUGUCAAAAAACGCUUGACCGUUUCAAUUCCGGAAACUCAAAAAAUGUGUACAGCAUUAUUUACUGUUAUGAACCAGAAAAUAAACGACAGUCGGCUGUUUGGGUGUUCCAAGGUGAAGAAAAGCCAACAAAAGUCAUCCGUUCUCGAAGUGUUUCGAAAAAGAUGGUCGAGACAUUUGUGUCAAAAGCGGGUCAUAUUGCAACAAUUCCUCUUAAUGAGCAAAGAACUGUUACUGCGGAUUGGUAUCCCACCAUUUGUUUGCCAAAAGUCAUCACCGAGCUUCUAAAAAUCAACCCUGAAAGAAGAAUCAUCCUCCACCAAGGCAAUGCAAGCUCGCAACUGCGUGGUCAAAGGUUCCAGUCACCAGAAGAAACAGUUGACGCAUUCAAAAAUGACGUUUUGGAUCUGCCACCAAACGAGAGGAAUGAGUGCUUCCAAAAUUGGUUCGAGCGCAUGCGGAUGUGUAUUAACCUUCCAAGUGGAGUUCCUCAAGGCUCUGUCUUGGGGCCAACAAAUCCGCGAUUUACAUACAAGAUCUCUGACCACAACAUCGAAGCAGUUUCGAGCCACACUGAUCUGGGCGUUGUAAGGUCUUUCAAAGGAUCCGAUGUCAAAACUUGCGCCUACAUUUACAAGGCAUUCGUGAGGCCAAUUCUUGAAUUCGCUGGCCCGGUAUGGGACACUGUGCUUCUGCGCGAUAGAAAUCUCGUCGAAUCACGAAGACUUCGUGGCGAUCUUAUAGUUACGUUCAGGAUACUUCAUGGUUUGAUGGGCACCAACCUCAUGCAUCUAUACCAUCUGUCGCGCAGCAAUCUACGCGGACACAGCUUCAAACUGCAUAAGGAGCCAUUUAAAACAACAUUAAUAGCUUCAAAGUGCAGUAUGAUAGCUGGAGGAUUUCAUCAGGGAUGA